AUGGGCAACAAAUCUUCCACCUCAAAGCAGUCGUCAUCAUCAAACACUUCUCCUCCGCGAAUACGACACCAAAGUUCGGGCUCAAACUUCAACAAAAUCCUUCCUGUCCAUACGAGCGAUCAAGAAAUACAAUUUACAAAUGAUAAAAUCAAAGAUGUGUCGUCCUCUCUUUCCGAUUCUUUAGAACAUACACAUAUUAUGUCCCUUGGGCAAAAUGACAAAGGGCAAUUGGGAAGACUUGUAUUCAAAGAGGAUGAUAGUGAACAAUAUCCGCUGGGACCGAUUUUAGAAGUUUUCCAAGGUGGAGAAGACAAAUCAUUGCAUAACAUUUCAACACAAGAAUUCGCUUCCAAAAUUCUCAAAGACAUCAAGCUUGUAGCUUCAGGAAGAUCACAUCUAUUGCUUGUCACUCAAUCGAACAAGUUGUUUGGCUUAGGUUUCAACAAUUAUGCACAGAUUGGACUGCCAGAGCAUGAACAAUAUGUCACACGACUGAGAGAAAUUCCUCUCCCUGACAAGGUGUCAUCUAUAGAUCAUGUAGCUGCUGGUUGGUUUCAUUCUCUUGUGGUUGUGGAUAAAAACAAGGUCUAUUGCAGUGGCCAUUCGUAUUUCGAUCAAACAUUUGAUGUGAAAUCUGGAAGUAGUUUUCGACAAGCAACGAAAUUGGAUUUCUUGCAUAGAGAUGACUCUCGAAUAACCUUAGCAAGUGCCUCUACUUUUAGCUCAAGUUUGCUUGUCGAUAAUUGGAAGAUUUAUGCAUGUGGAGAAAUGAAUGCGAAUGCAAGUUCAACAAAUUUCCUUGUUCCUGGAUGUGAAAUUUUCAAGAAAGAGUCUAUCAAAUACUUUAAACAUGCCGAUAAGGGACUCAUAGUUCUCACACAAGCCAAUCAAUUAUAUUUUGCGAAUAAGGACAAACAAUUUUUCUUGCUUCAACAAAACGUAUUUUCCAUCACACCUUCUCACAUGUAUGAAACUGUGUUCCUAUUGAGGAAUAAUUCUAAUGUGUUAACGAGUGCAAUUUGGGUCCGUUAA
Naegleria lovaniensis is the source of this 1032-nucleotide messenger RNA. RefSeq lists its product as uncharacterized. The record is from RefSeq and is a predicted model, not a curated record. Bases 1 to 1032 code for a protein of 343 amino acids. The transcript has a single exon. Lineage: Eukaryota; Heterolobosea; Eutetramitea; Acrasida; Naegleriidae.